AGACGCCCACUGACUGCUGAGGAACUACAGAGAGGGCCCGCCUCCUGCCCGAGGGAUUGGCUCCUCGAGGGUAUCAUCUACCGUCUAUUGGCUGCUGCAUCUGUCAAUGCCGUCGCAGUGCAUCCCGGGAGCUGCAGUCCGGCAGCUCGUCUUGCUGGCGUGCGCCCGGGCGUGCGUGGUGGGCGGUUGAGCAGCUCGGAUCGCGCAGUUUACUUCCGGCCGGGAGGAUGAGAGAGUUUGGGGAGUCGCAAGUGCUGGUAUCGGACAUCCUUCAAGGUUGAGCCCUUUUUUUCAGCUGUGAGUCUCUGCACAUGUCUGAUACUCUCAUGUCGCAUGGAUUCCAGAAAGACACUCCUUGCAGGAGAACAUGGCCUCCCAGUGAUGUGAGAAGAGAUGUAAUCUGAUCUCCAGGGUACAGUGGCAACAGAGUAAGCCAGUUUGUUGAAGCAAAUGAUGGCUGCAGAAAAUAGUCUUCAGGCACACUCAUCCUCAAGCAGAGAUCCCACACAGGGCCAGAAAUCAGCCCCCCAAGGUAACAGCCCUGACUCCGAGGCCUCCCGUCAGCGCUUCAGGCAGUUUUGCUACCAGGAGGUAACUGGCCCCCAUGAAGCUUUUAGCAAACUCUGGGAACUCUGUUGUCAGUGGCUGAGGCCUAAGACACACUCAAAAGAGGAAAUCCUGGAGCUGCUGGUUUUGGAGCAGUUUCUGACUAUCUUGCCAGAGGAGAUCCAGACCUGGGUGAGGGAGCAGCACCCAGAAAACGGCGAUGAAGCUGUGGCUCUGGUUGAGGAUGUACAGAGAGCUCCUGGACAGCAGGUCCCAGAUUCUGAGAAGGACUUGAAAGGACUCAUGGAGGAGAUGGCCCCUUUGGGAGCAACCAGAGAAUCACUGAGAUACCACUGGAAACAGGAGGUUCAGCCAGAGGAGCCGACUUUGAAGGGAUCACAGAGCUCACACCAAAGACCAGGGGAACAGUCAGAAGCCUGGCCUGCUCCUCAGGCUCCCGGGAACCUGCCCCAAAACACAGGUCUCCACGACCAGGAGACAGGUGCUGUGGUCUGGACAGCUGGGUUCCAGGGACCAGCCACAUGUGAUGACAGAGCUGUAUCCCUCUGUCAGCAAGAAUGGAUGUGCCCAGGCCCUGCACGAAGGGCCCUCUACAGGGAUGCCACACAGGAGGACAGACAUGUCUCGCUGGGAACUCCUGGUUUCCUGGCUUCAGCAUGUGCCGUUUCUUGCUGCUUCUUCAGGCUUCUCCUGCACCUUAUCUUGUCCAGUUGCAGGAGAGUAUAGUGUCUUUUUGAGCUUUGUAUUGAGAUUUGUAUUACUAAAUAUAUAUGGAUAAUAUAAUAAGGUGAGAUAUGAAGGCUCUUUUAUUUUUGAA
Cebus imitator (Panamanian white-faced capuchin) is the source of this 1384-nucleotide messenger RNA. Its product is annotated as zinc finger and SCAN domain-containing protein 32. The coding region runs from base 451 to 1293 and encodes 280 amino acids. NCBI's taxonomy places the organism in Eukaryota, Metazoa, Chordata, Mammalia, Primates, Cebidae. Gene Ontology annotation, biological process: regulation of DNA-templated transcription. The record is from RefSeq and is a predicted model, not a curated record. The transcript has 6 exons.